Molecule: messenger RNA, 2202 nt
Organism: Astrephomene gubernaculifera
Lineage: Eukaryota; Viridiplantae; Chlorophyta; Chlorophyceae; Chlamydomonadales; Astrephomenaceae
Source: the annotation of a GenBank genome assembly
UAUUAAGCAAGCUUGCAUCACACAUGUUCAUUGACUAAAACAUAUGCAGCAUACUUUUGUAACCGAAAGCCAAACCCUAUUUCCUUUAAUCACCAAACUGAACUGUGUGCGUGUGUGAGUUGGCCGUAAUUACAAACACACAUCUGCAGCUGUAGGCUACGAUGUUUCAUAAGCAAGCACAACGGGCGUUUGCACGAGUCCCAGCGGCUCAUGGACAAGCAUCAGCGUUAGCCUUGAGGACUUGCACGCCUGUCCUAAGGCGCUGGCGCCAUACCGGGCUUCAGAGGAGAGCCGUUAUAUUGUCAGCACGUAUGCAUGUUCCUGCUGACUCUUUCAGCGGCCAGAGCCCAGAAAGGAAGGCUGCCGUUGCCCUUCGAAGCCUAUUUACGUUUGUUGCUGCCAGGGUCGUCCUGGAGCAGCUGCAGGGCCCGGACGGCCCCACCACCAACGGCCACACCAGCUACAACCAGCAGGCCUAUCUAGACCUCAUGGACUUCCUCGGGGUGCCCAUGAAGGGGGAUGGCGGGGACGAGUGGCUAGCCAUGGUCAUGCGGAAAAACCACGCACUGGCUCUGCGGCUGAUGGAGGUCCGAGAGGCCUAUCAACAGGAGUUUGAGUGGCAGCAGGUGGCAGAGAUGGCGUGCAGGGAGACGCGUGAGGCGAACAUGCGGCUCAUGCGCGCAGCGGCCAUGGCCAGCCUGCAGGCCUCGCUGGGAGAGGCAGGCGGCAGCAGCGGAGGAGGCGGCGGAUUUGGUGGGCCUGGUGAGGGAAGGGAUGGAGGCCAGGGUCUGGGGCCUGAGAUGGCCUGAGGCGUGGGAAUGUUUGAGUAUGGAUGGGAGGUGAGGAUGGCUGGGAGGUGCGGAGAAAGGCGCAGGAGUUGCGGGAGGGUUGGGAAAUGGUUGAAAUGUGGGUUUGGGUCAGGUGGGAGGAUGGACUGUGGUUAUGGCCCCAGCCGAGCCCCUUACUGUCCCGAGGGGUGAGGCGCAUGUUGUGAGGGUACGUUACGUUUGCACAGUAUCUAGUGUGCGACGUGCCUCUACACACGGGCGAUACAUUGCACGUUUGUACCACUAAGUUGAAUGCAGAAAGAGCCACAUGUUGGCGGUUUGAUUGAUUUGCGCGUGUGAUUUGGUGCUGUUGGGCGAAGAGGAGGAGGAUGCAAUGGGAAGGAUGGGAUGCGCACAUGCGCAGGCCUCGAAGAAGCUAUCGUGCUAGAAACUCGUUUGCCAUACCAUGGCUAGUAGAACCAAGGUCUUUAAUUGUUUGUUUCGGAUCCGGGUCGCAUCGAUUGGUUUACGACCCAUGGGUCUUUCCUGCGGGUAGUCUGUUUGUCUGCUUGUCCGCGCUCAAUCAAUAGCGGUGGUGAGAAACAGGAAAACGUUAUCUCUCUACGCGUGUCUCGUGCUACUGGUUUGUGUGUUUUGUGUGCACAUGGGUCGCCGCUGGUGCUGUUGUGAUGUGAAGUCGUUAAGGGUGCGAGCGGCAGCAAGCACGUCAUGACAUGCACCAGUGAUCGUCAUGUAGUGUUGCAUCGUCAUGUUGUGUGUUUAGGCAGGUCGGACGUGUUUCCUUUAGCCGUGCGUGCGACAAUGGCCCUGUGCUGCGUGCGCCAAUUGCGUGCGUGUCUGCAUAGCCUUAUGGUUUGGGUUGCCGGCUUGUUGGUGGUGGCUGGGUUUCGUGUUUGAUGAAUUGGACGUUUAGUACCGCUGGCUCCCAACUUGACGCGUCUGUAUCUUAGUUGCAUUGGCUUGUGUUUUGGACGCACGUUUACGUAAUAGAAAAAGGAAUUGUUCACGCAUGUAGCAAUAGCUUGUAUUAUCUCCUAACGAAGAAAUAAUUGUUUUGUUUGGUGGUUGGUUUGGUUUGUUCCUUUGCCUUUGUUUUGAAGCCCCCGCGGUUCUGCCUCGGGAACUGAGCUCAAGCACACGGGGUCUCCCAACGUCUAUAGGCCCCGCGGUUGGAGGAAAGUGCUUGAUCAUGAUUUAGACUCCUGCUGCAAGCGGGUCGCCAUACAGUCGUGCACAAUAAAUGAAUGUCUAGUGUUCGGCUUUCCACGUUUUUGUCUCACGCGGCCUUGGCUGAUACCGGUAUCGUUGGCGGGAUACGAUCAAGUACCGUUCUUGAGUUACACUGUCGUGCGAAGGCGCAAGUUUUGUAGGGUUCAGCUUUUACUCUCCCCCCUGUAUCUCUACUGUACACCCC